Molecule: messenger RNA, 258 nt
Organism: Prorocentrum cordatum
Lineage: Eukaryota; Dinophyceae; Prorocentrales; Prorocentraceae
Source: the annotation of a GenBank genome assembly
GCGGUCUCGCCCGCGAAGGUAUUGCGGAAGAGGGCGCCGUCUUGGCCUGAUGGCUGGGUCGAGCCUGGCGACGUCGACUUUCACCAGACACGGGAGGCGCUCCAGGCCAACGAUAGGCUACUGCUGGCAUUUCGGCGGCCGUGCCCCCCCUUCGACCUGAGCAGCCACGUCGCCACCAGCACCGAGAAGCUCGACGAGGAGUCCGUGCACGGCUUCUGGGUCGCCCACGGGGCGCCGACGGCUGGCGCCCUCGGGCAG